Schistocerca americana (American grasshopper) is the source of this 3147-nucleotide messenger RNA. RefSeq names its product ligand of Numb protein X 2-like. Lineage: Eukaryota; Metazoa; Arthropoda; Insecta; Orthoptera; Acrididae. The transcript is spliced from 14 exons. Gene Ontology annotation, molecular function: protein binding; metal ion binding. Bases 212 to 2239 code for a protein of 675 amino acids. The record is from RefSeq and is a predicted model, not a curated record.
UCGCUUGUAUCUCUCGGUGUGCAACUCAGCGCUCAACAAACAUGCCCCAGGCCGAAACCCAGAGUUUGUUCACUACAUACUUCAUCCUACUUGUCCUGCUCAUCGCGCUAUGGAUGUUAUACGCAGGCCUAUUUUAGGCCGUGACGUUGCCGGUUAGUGUACAAGCAGAAGCGAAUUUAGCAGAAUGAUUUAGAGCGUCGGUGAUGCCACAAUGGAGACUGGUGGCGGCAAGUGCGCGGCGUGCGGCGUGCAGCACGGCGGCCGCGAGCCGCACGUGUACGAGUACGCGGCCGCCGUCGACGACGACCUCACGUGCCAUAUCUGCCUGCAGCCGCUGGUGGCGCCCGUCGACAUGGCGUGCGGACACACCUUCUGCGAGCCGUGCCUGCGCGGCUACCUGCGCACGCACCGCGCCUGCCCCGUCGACCGCCAGCCCGUGCCGCACAACCAGCCGCUCUGCUCGCCGUCCAGCUUCGUGCUACGCAAAUUGUUAGAAAAGUUAUCCGUCAAGUGUCCCAACACAGAUGUUUGUGAUAAAGUGCUCUCAAGAGGCGACCUCCAGGAUCAUCUUAAAAAAAGGUGCCCGGCGACUGUGAAUCCGGAGAAAGCCCAGACUCAGCACCAAGUUAACAAAAGUUCCUCUUGCUCAUCCCGGCCACGCACAAAAUCCGUCCAACACGAUGUCCAUCAAAAAGGUAUCACACGACUGCCUGUGCUAGAAGGAGAAAUCAGCCAUAUAGAGAUACCACGAUUGUCCACAAACCUAGGAAUCACCAUCGUUGGUGGAGCUGAUACUGCCUUGCACUGCAUUGUGGUGCAAGAAGUAUUUGAAGAUGGUUUAAUAUCCCAGGAUGGUCGUCUGCGCCCUGGUGAUCAACUCAUCGAAAUUAAUGGGACAGACAUGACAAAUGCCACACAUCACCAGGCAUGCCAGGCUCUAAGGAAAUUAUGUCCUGUCCUACGCCUCGGUGUCUACCGUGAAAGAAUUGAAAGUUAUGCCGCCCGCUCUUCAUCUCAUUAUGUAGAAGAGGUUCACACUGUAACACUUGAACAUCAGCCAAAUCAGCAGCUUGGUGUUCGCCUGAGUGGUUGGUGGAUGGAACCAGGUAUUUUUAUAAUGGAAAUCAUGCAGGGCAGUCCUGCUGCGCAAAGUGGACACCUAGAACCUUAUGAUCGCAUUCUGUCUGUCAAUGGCAAAGACUUGGCAAGCUGUUGGCUUGAUCAGGCUUCAAAGCUAAUUCAGAGCAAUGAAUGUGUAACACUUGUGAUUGCACGAAAAAAGCUGAAAAGACCACCACCAGAACAGGAGAAAGCCGAUCGGCUCCCACCUUUAUACCAUGGUCGGACAAAAUCAGCACCAGAGACCUUAGGUAGCCCGGAUAAAGUGUUGUCACAGUGUUUUGCUGUAUCUCGUUCAUCUGAUGUUGUGCCAGCAACAUAUGCUGCACGUGAACGACUACACAGCCAGUCUUGUGACGCUCUCCACAUGGAGUCAAUAGAAACUGUUGCACAGCCACAGACAUCGGAUAAUACACCAAAUAAUGUCCGGGAAGUGGCAGAAGAUUCAUCCAUCCAAAGGAGCUCAUAUGCUUCUAAUUUUUCAAUGCAGCAGAAGUGUGUGACUAUUCAUAAGGAUCCAAAAGAAAAUCUUGGAAUGCGCAUAGGUGGUGGAAUUGGAAGUAAUGAAGGAGACAUACCAAUUUACAUUGCAAAUAUUCACCCUCAAGGCUGUGUUGGAAGAACAAUGCGGAUAUUGAAAGGAGAUAUUUUAUUGAAUGUAAAUGGAACCAGCCUCCUUGGUCUUACUCACACACAAGCAGUAGCUAUAUUGAAAGCUACAGUAGAAAAGAGAGAAGUAACUCUUGAAGUUCUUGAAGGUCCUGAAACAUCAGCAGGUUCACUCAACUUUAUACCAUCCUGGGUUUACUGGCAAAAAUUACCAAGGUGCCUUCAGUUUCCAAAAACUGUAGUCUUACACAGGAUCCCAGGCUCUAGUCUAGGAUUCAGCAUUGUUGGUGGCGAAGAUCCUGUGCGAGGUCCGGAAGCUAUACACAUUCUUUUUGUUGUACAAAACUCACCAGCAGCUAAGGAUGGAAAAUUAAGGUGUGGAGAUCGUCUUUUGGCAGUGGAUGGACACAGUCUGGAGAAUGUAAAACAUUCAGCGGCAGUGAAAAUGUUAAAACAAACAGGCAGUAAGGUGACUCUCGAGGUUGUCUCUUGGCUAGGAACAGAGUUAUAAGUGAAGUGAAUAUGUUUCCAAAAAUAAAAUUAUUGCAUUGUACUUGUACUGAGGACUGAUGUGGUUGGUGUUUUAGCCCCAAAGAGUUGAUUAUUUCUAAUGUUUGUGAUCUGAGUUUCUGAAAAAAAAUGUGUAUUGUACACAUUUCCAAAAGUCUUCUGACAGUUAUAUCUGUGUGUAUGUGUACAUAUGUCCAUCUACUAUUUUAUAAAAUGGUUAUUUCAUAAAUUCGUGAGAAAUUGAAGUAAGACAUGAAAAAUUUUACUAUAGAUGCUAUUUUGUAUACCAGAAAUGACAAAUUUAUGGCAUUCAUCUCAGAUAUCAAUAUGAUAUUAAAAAUUUCUAUGUGCUUAAGAUUGGUACACACCUCCAACAGUUAGAUUUGUACUAUUCUGGAUGAACAGUGCUAUGUCAGAUAUUACGUGGUAGCAUGUUGAAUUUUUAAAUCAGCCGUGGAGAAAAAAAAUGAUGUUGCCCUACAUUGAGGUGCUUCACAUAUAUUUUAAGAUCCUCUGAUGUCAGAUUUAUGUUUUGGGGAGCACAGACUAUGAAAUUGGAUUGAAAUUUCUUAUAUAACAAUACACUUGUGCUAAUAAAUUUGAAAACUUAUGCUUUAGACAAGUACAGGGUGUAUGUGUAUCACAUACUUUUUCAUGUAACUGGUGGAAAAAAAUUAAGUUGAAUAUCCCAUGUACUCUGUUAUUUCAUGAUUUGCUGUAUAAGAAAUUGGACCACUUUUGCAUCCAUAUUCAGCAUUUUCCACAUUCUUGUGAUGUAUGCAGUUAGCUGUUACAACUAUAAUAAUGCAGCUACUUGAUUACUUCUAUUAUCAAAUAAGAAAUAAUCUUAUCAAUGUUACAUCUUCAAUAUUGUCAGUGGGACAUCACAAGAUUUUGGACAAUUGGACA